AGCAGCUUUCUACAAAAAUUGUUAUUACUUAAUACAACCUACGCUAAUUUGUUACCAAUAUAAAACGACGGCGUUUUCUAUGCAGACCUAGCGUCCUUCUCCAAGUCUCUUAUUUUACCUACUGUUCAUCACAUACCUCCAGACCUAAGCUGAAAGGUUGAAGAACAAUGACAAUGAGAGAAGCUCUGCUUGGAUUUUCUAUUUUGUUAAUAUUUAUUGCUUAUUUCAUCGAAUUUUCGUCUGCUAUCGUUGUAUUUGAGCCUUUCUCCAUUUCCUUCCCCGACCUUCCCGCCAAAUUCGCUCGUGGGAAUAACACUGCCGUCUGCGGUGCCCUUCAAGUGGCGGAUCCCUCGGAUGCUUGUACACCGCUCCGAAAUGAAUUUGGAUCCAACAAAACGGGCCCGACAAGGUUUGCUUUGAUAAUCAGAGGCAAUUGUUCUUUCGAGGAAAAAAUUCGAAAAGCUCAAAGCGGGGGUUUUUCUGCUGCAAUUGUUUAUGAUGAUCAAGAUAGAGGCAGUUUAGUUUCCAUGAUGGCGAACCCUACAGGAAUCAAAAUUCUUGCGGUUUUUGUUUCUAAAUCUGCUGGUGAAUUUUUGAAAGAUCAUGCUAAAGGGGAGAAAGGGGAAUGCUGCAUUUAUCUGCGGCCAAAUAGCAAGGCCUUGACAAUUUUUGUUAUAUGUUUCCUAUCACUUCUCGUUAUAGCAGCUUUCCUGGUGAUAGCCUUGAUGCCUCCCAGAAUUUUGUCGAAUUGGCGAAGAAGAAAUUUAGUAAAAAGUGUGGAUAGUAAGACAGUUGAAGCUCUUCCUUGUGUUGCGUUUGGUUCUGCUCGCUUGAGUCAGUGCCAUACCGGAGAAACUUGUGCUAUUUGCCUUGAGGAUUAUAAGGAUGGAGAGAUUCUUAAAAUUCUCCCCUGUCAACAUGAUUUUCAUUCAAGCUGUGUGGAGUCUUGGCUGACAAAGUGGGGGACAUUCUGCCCUGUAUGCAAACAUGAUAUGAUAACCAAAACCGCGUAUUCUGAGAUCAAGAGGAGCAGCACUGGCGAUGCUCAUUUGCCUUGGAUUUAAAAAUUGGGUAUCAUGUGAAUUGUGAACUCCCAAAUGGAUUAUAUGGAGGUGUGUGGACACUUUUUUUCCCGAGAAAACUAAGAUUUCCAUUUUAUUUUCUUCCUAAUGUCAUGUUUCAGUAUGUCUUCUGUUGGGCCAUCCAUCCCUAUCAGAAGUUAGUUUCUGCACCCAUAUGCCUCUUCGAAGCACCGACAAAAUUUCUGAGAUGAUGCUUUGUUGAUGUAACCUUUUUAUGUAAACUGUUAUUGUGUGAUGUCCAGGGGGAUGAUCGUCCCAUUUUAUUUUCAACCAAAGGGUAGUAAGAAAUCCAUGUAAAUGCUAGUCCAAAAUGGCUGAAAAUUGUAAAAGCUGUAUGUCUUAUGCUUGAUUGUAUAUAAUUAAAAGAGCUUUCAUGUUGCAA
Gossypium raimondii (Peruvian cotton) is the source of this 1464-nucleotide messenger RNA. RefSeq names its product receptor homology region, transmembrane domain- and RING domain-containing protein 1. The transcript is spliced from 5 exons. Bases 168 to 1064 code for a protein of 298 amino acids. The record is from RefSeq and is a predicted model, not a curated record. NCBI's taxonomy places the organism in Eukaryota, Viridiplantae, Streptophyta, Magnoliopsida, Malvales, Malvaceae.